CAGAGCGCGUCAUCAUCUUUGGGUUGGCAGAGCUUGGCCACUUCUCACAUGGUCAGAUGCCAAGUAGGCUUCACCACACACCGCACUCCAUCACUUCGCGGCGAUGGAUCCGGGGCGAAGUUAACUUCACUCGUAAAUAACUAAGAUGGAUAAAAACGGUUUGUUAUUUUACAAACAGGAGAAGAAGCCGUGCGAGGAUUCAGCACACUGGACAGCUCUUCCCUUCUUGUACUCCCAACAACUUUGCGUCAUGAAUGCGUAAUGACCUCAAACUCGCCCGUUUUGGGAACUUUCUCUCGCGGCUCUUGGGAAUGUCGUCCACGGCGGGACGUCUCGAGAUGAGAUGAACGUCACGGAGCUCCUCUUGGAGCUGGUCCUCAUGGUGGUCGCGGUGGUCUCGCUGGUCUCCAACCUCUCGGUGCUGCUCUGUUUCCUCCAGAGCGCAGACAUCCGCGCCCACGUGCCGGGUAUACUGGUCCUCAACCUCUCCUCCUCCAACAUCCUGCUCACCCUCAUCAACAUGCCGGCCACCUUCGUGGGGGUUGCCACCCGGGACAACCCGUUUGGGGACGCCUACUGUAAGGCCGUGAGCUUCUCGGAGACCUUCCUCACCUCCAACGGCAUGCUCUCCAUGGCGGCUCUGAGCGUGGACCGGUGGGUCGCGGUGGUCUUCCCUCUUAGCUACUCCACCAGGAUGGGACCGAGGGAGGCUUUCAUCAUAGUUGCGUAUUCAUGGCUGCACUCCGCAGCCUUCUCCCUCUCGGAGCUGGUUAUGUCCUGGGGCGGAUACAGCCACACCUACGCCUCGUGCACGCUGCACUAUAGCGGGAAGAGGGACGGCAGCAGCGGCACCGUGGGACCCUCGCAGCUGGGCGCCUUCGUGGCGUUCACCGCGGUGCUGCACGGUAGCGGCUUCCUGCUGUGCCUCACCGUCAUGACCAUCUCCUACCUGAAGGUCCUGAGGGUGGCCAGGUUCCACUGUAAGAGGAUAGAUGUCAUCACGGUGCAGACGCUGCUGCUGCUGGUGGAUAUUCAGCCCAGUGUUAAAGAAAGAUGUCUGGCGGAGCAGAGGAAGAGGAGUCAUCGUGCCUCUAAAAAGAUUUGCCUCUUCAUCGGGUCUUUUAUAGUGUGCUUCGCACCCUACGUGAUAACAAGGGUCACCCAGCUGGCGCCCCAGGUCCACAUCCCUCGUCCGUGGGGCAUCGCCACCAAGUGCCUGGCCUACGCCAAGGCGGCCAGCGACCCCUUCGUCUACUCGCUGCUCCGCCAGCAGUACCGCGCCGCCCUGGUCGGCAUCAGCCACCGCAUCCUGCGACGGGAACGCUACUCCUUCUCCACCCACAGCGCCAGCAGCAUGACGGACGUGGACGGGGGGACCCGAGUUCCCUGAGCAGCGUCUUCUGAAGGUCGGACGCCUUUAGGGUUCGGUUUGGGGGUUGGCGUCGCUAACGAGGUAGAGAGGGUUGACUGGUAACCGGAAGGUUGCUAGUUCGAUCCCCUCGCUCCUCCUAGCUGAGUGUCGAAGGUGUCCCUGAGCGAGACGCCUCACCCUGACUGCUCCUGACCAGCUGGCUGUCGCAGUGCAUUGUUGACUCCGCUGUCGGUGUGUGAAUGGUUUGUAAGUCACUUUGGUUAAAAGCGUCAGCUAAAUGUAAAUGGUUUUAGGCAGAAGACCCAGAGACACAACCUGAAUGAACUGGUUGGCCUCUGGAACCACUAAGACUCCUGGUCUUAGUGCUCAAUGAAGAUCUGAUCUUCUUGCUGACUGUUCCUCACAUUGCAGUCGCAUGCUCUAGAACCACAUUUGAAGUGGACUGAAUCGGAUUUGAGGCGAUCAGAUGUUCUGUCCCCAUCACGUCAUGUAGGCCUAUGUGUACAGCUUUUUUGUAUUAAAGGAAUUUGUGUCAA
This is a messenger RNA of Gadus macrocephalus (Pacific cod), 1908 nucleotides long. It is a transcript of the gene gpr78a, whose product is annotated as G protein-coupled receptor 78a. Gene Ontology annotation, biological process: adenylate cyclase-activating G protein-coupled receptor signaling pathway. Gene Ontology annotation, cellular component: membrane. Bases 344 to 1390 code for a protein of 348 amino acids. The record is from RefSeq and is a predicted model, not a curated record. Gene Ontology annotation, molecular function: G protein-coupled receptor activity. Lineage: Eukaryota; Metazoa; Chordata; Actinopteri; Gadiformes; Gadidae. The transcript is spliced from 3 exons.